AUGACCGACAAAGAUUAUAGUGAAGGUCUAAAAGAUGAUUUUGAGGAAAAGGUCCUUGAUAUUAAAGAUGAAGGAAUCGAAGAUGAAGAUACAACAAGAGGAGGCGUAGAAGAGGACGGUCAAGAAAUAGAAGAAGGUAUCGUGAAAGAUAGUGUUUAUGAACAAGUUAUUGAGCGCGGAAACGAAGAAUACGAUCCAUCAAAGGAUCCCGAUGCUACCGUGAAGGAUAGGCCUUCUCGAAGUUCGCCGCCUAGUUUACGACCAUCGACCAUGGAAAAAAGAGAAGCCGAAGGACUUUAUGCUGAAGAUGAAUCUGGAUUUGAACCAAGUGCGCAAACAGAAGAAGGUGAUCUUCCGGAUACAGAUGAAACAGAUACUUCAAGAAGAUUAACUUCAUUCGUUUCCGCAUCUCAUCGAUCCAAUAGAACUCCGGAAGCAAAAAGACAAAGUGCAGAAAAAGCUUCUGCUUUACAUGAACAGAUUACUGGUUCACCAUUGGAGAUAAAUCAAGAGGGAGAAGUUGUUACUGGUCCAAGAAUUAGUGCUGGUAAUAAAAUUCCUGCUAUAGAAAAUCUUGGAGUAACAAAGGAUCAAAAUGAUACUCUUGAUUUGACAGAUAAUGAUAUUAGAGUAUUAGGAAAUUUUCCAUUAUUAAAACGCGUUAAAACUUUAUUACUUGCCAAUAAUCGUAUUACCCGUGUCGAUAAUCAAAUAUCUGAAUUCCUGCCAAAUUUAAAUACUUUGGUUUUUACCAAUAACAACAUAGCUGAAAUAGCGGAUUUGGAACCGUUGGCUGGACUUAAAGAGUUACGAUAUUUGAGUUUGUUAGAUAAUCCAGUGACAAGAAAACAAUGGUAUAGAAAUUGGGUUAUUUGGAAAAUACCUAAAGUGAGAGUAUUGGAUUUUAAAAGAGUACGAGAAGUGGAACGUAAAGAAUCCAAACAAUUGUUUGAAACAGCAAAAGGCGAACAUACUUCACUUGCCAAAUCAAUCUCUGAAACAGUUUCUAAGACAUUUGAACCUGGUGAAGGAUUAGUAUCUGGUGCUAAUGUGCCAAAAUCAAAUUUACAACCUCAUGGAAUAUCUGCGGAUGAACAAGCUAAAAUUAGGGAAGCAAUUCUAAAUGCAAAAACCCUUGAAGAAGUUACUCGAUUAGAAAAAUUAUUACAAUCUGGUCAUAUUCCUAGUUCAGGAAAACAUGUCAAUUUACAAAGUGACGACGAGAUGGAUUAA
Molecule: messenger RNA, 1233 nt
Organism: Diversispora eburnea
Lineage: Eukaryota; Fungi; Glomeromycota; Glomeromycetes; Diversisporales; Diversisporaceae
Source: the annotation of a GenBank genome assembly